Messenger RNA from Perkinsus marinus ATCC 50983, 1515 nucleotides. Its product is annotated as RNA lariat debranching enzyme, putative. The transcript is spliced from 16 exons. Gene Ontology annotation, biological process: mRNA splicing, via spliceosome. Gene Ontology annotation, molecular function: RNA lariat debranching enzyme activity. The coding region runs from base 1 to 1515 and encodes 504 amino acids. NCBI's taxonomy places the organism in Eukaryota, Perkinsozoa, Perkinsida, Perkinsidae. Gene Ontology annotation, cellular component: nucleus. The record is from RefSeq and is a predicted model, not a curated record.
AUGAGUCAACUGCCUACUCCUGCUCCCUCUGAAGCAUUACCUCAGUAUGACCCGGCCCGUCACCUCACCAUAGCGGUCGAAGGAUGCGCCCAUGGGGACUUGGAUAGAAUCUACGAGGCCAUUGAGCAUCUUGGGCGAACGAAGAAGACUCCGCCGGUAGACCUCCUUAUCUGCUGUGGAGACUUCCAAGCCAUCCGUACUGAGGCUGAGCUCAAUGAGCUGGCAGCUCCGAUGAAGCAUCGUCAUAUGAAGGACUUCCAUCGAUACUGGACCGGUGAGAAGGUGGCCCCCGUAACGACACUAUUCGUUGGAGGAAACCACGAGGCCCCAUCCCACCUUAGAGAGCUAUACUAUGGUGGCUGGGCCGCUAAGGGCAUUUACUACCUUGGACACUCUGGGGUGAUACGCUGUAAAGGUGUCCGCAUAGGAGGCUUCAGUGGUAUUUAUAAACCCUAUCAUUACGGCCUCGGUCACUACGAGGUCUCGCCCUAUACGGAGGAUACCAAGCGCUCGGCAUACCAUGUUAGGAAGUAUGAGAUGGACAAGCUGGCUGCCUUGGUUGAUCCGCUUCGAAUUGUGGUCAGCCACGACUGGCCUACUGGUAUCACCGACUAUGGUGACACUGAGACUUUGUUACGGGUGAAGGACAGGACGGGUACGAUGCGACAGGAGAUCAGUCGAGGGGAGUUGGGCAAUGCUCACUCGAUGGAGUUGAUGCGCAGACUAAGGCCUGACUACUGGUUCAGCGGCCAUAUGCAUGCCAAGUACACAGCGCUGGUGCCUCAUGAAAGUACUCAAGAGCCGCACCAGUCGCCGGCUCUUACCCGCUUCAUAGCGCUUGACAAGUGUGUGCCUCGGCGGCAAGGGUCGUUGGGAUAUAUGCACAUUAUGACGAUCGAUGUGAAGACAGGACAGCUGUGGGCUCACAGUCUAGAAGGGAAGGGAGGCGUAGACGAGCUUGAGAUGGACCCUCCUAAACGUCAGAGAGUACCUCUUCAGUUUGAUCCCGAGUGGCUUGCCCUGCUCGCCGUGAACAACGACACGAUCCCUCAUACCAGAGACCACUGGGCAGGUAGUGUGAAGCGGCCGACCGAAGAGGACAUCGACAGGGUCCGGACGGCCCUGGAGGCCAACGACGAUGUCAUUAAGGCUGGAACAGAGUACGAGAUACCCGACAGCUUCGUCUCGAGUGAGGCUGACAAGCCAGGCGUUCAUCGUCAGCGUCAAUGGCUCAUGGAUCUCUUAGGGACUGAGGACGUCCUGGGAGUUGCUGAAGCAGCGGGACCUGCUGCUGCUUCUGGGGGCUUUGAAAUAACAGGAGGAGCUCUUGGAAUGGACGGCAGACUCAGUGCACAUGGUUUGGAGACGUCCGAGAUGUGCACUGAUAGCGGUGUCGUUUUCUUCGACGACUCGGCUCCCACUUCGACCGAUUCACAGCCCGAACCGAAGCGUGCCCGAACAAAAGAGGAAGCUGGGGUGAAUGAAGAAGAUAUUGAUCUGGGUGACCUGGACUGA